Yamadazyma jaroonii is the source of this 1071-nucleotide messenger RNA. NCBI's taxonomy places the organism in Eukaryota, Fungi, Ascomycota, Pichiomycetes, Serinales, Debaryomycetaceae. The record is from the annotation of a GenBank genome assembly.
AUGAAAUCGUUUACUGAGAGUGGGUGUGUUAAUUUGACUCAAUGUGUAACAGAUUUGAUGUUAAAAAUGCAGAAUUUCAAUCUAGUCAAUUAUAAAUUGCUAAACCUUAUUAUAUUUUCGGUGGUAGUCAUUUCUAACUUGAUAAAGUGGACAGUUUUUGGAAAACUUAGUGAUAAUGAGAUAAGCAACUUAAGAGAUAAGAUCAGUUAUACAAUUUGGGAAUUUUGGUUUGGAUUUUUCAUCUUUUUAAAGGAAAUAAGGCAUAAAGAAGGAAUACAAUCACUUAAUUUGAUCAUUCAAAAUGAAUUUUUGAAAUAUUCUGGGUUAUUUCUUUGUAUUAUGUUACUUAAGUCAUUCCACUUCUUGACUAGUGAUAGGCUUCAUUCAUUGGAUGUGAAAUUUGAUCCUAAAGAUAAACAAAAAAUGAGUCAAUUCAAGAAAUUGGGCUUUGGUAUACUAAUUUUACAUUGUAUCGAUAUAUUAUUGGCAGUAUCAUUCAUAUACCAAGUUUAUUUCAUUUACAAUCAAAGUCAAUUUUUGAAUUUCGAUGAUAAUAUCUUAAUAUCAAUUUUUGGGUUUGAAAUAUUCCAUAUAUAUCCAUUAUUGGUAUUUACAUGUUCCAAAUUCUUCACCAUGUAUUAUAACAUCAAGAAACCCCAUGUUAAUUUCACCAAACUUUUGAAUUUUGUGGAAAUUUGUACAAACUUGGUACGAUUUAUAAUGAUGAGUAUGUUUGCAGUGUUAUUCUUAUACUAUUAUACUUUCCCCAUACAUAUUUUACCUUCUUCAUAUUUAAGUUUGAGAGUGUUGAUAGUGAAAAUAAGAUGCUUAAUCAGCUUAGAAAGAAGGAACCUUAAGUAUAAAAAAGAUAUCUCCAUUGAGCCCGAUUCUGAAUGUGUAAUUUGUUUAGAACAUUUGAACUAUUCAAAUUCUGAUGGAAUCAAAUGUCUCGAUUCUUGUGAUCAUACUUUCCAUUAUAAAUGUUUGAAGAGAUGGAUGAAUCAUUCACAAACCUGUCCCGUUUGUAGAAUAAAAAUUGGUAACUCUGUAAAUUCAGUGAUAACCAAAUAA